Rangifer tarandus platyrhynchus (Svalbard reindeer) is the source of this 654-nucleotide messenger RNA. The record is from the annotation of a GenBank genome assembly. Lineage: Eukaryota; Metazoa; Chordata; Mammalia; Artiodactyla; Cervidae.
AUGAAAAGUCUCCGCUGGCGUUACACUCGGCUGCCCAGCCAGGUGGAGGAUGCUCUGUCUGGGGAGGAGGACAAGGAAGAGGAGGAAGAAAAGGAGGAGGAGACAACCCCAGCUCCAGCUCCGGUUCCUGAAUGCCCCGUGGCGCCCCAGCUGGCAGGAGCCAGCCAGGUUCUGGGAGCCUCGGAGAUGAGUCAGCUUAGUCUCCACCUGCCGCCGAGAGUCACUGGAUACUCCUGGAGGCUGGCCUUCUGCACGUCGAGGGACGGCUUCAGUCUGCGGAGCCUGUACAGGCAGAUGGAGGGCCACAGUGGGCCGGUGCUGCUGGUGCUGAGAGACCAGGACGGCCAGAUGUUUGGCGCCUUUUCCUCCUCGGCCCUUCGACUCAGCAAAGGCUUCUACGGUACUGGCGAGACCUUCCUCUUCUCCUUCUCUCCACAACUGAAGGUCUUCAAGUGGACUGGAAGCAACUCUUUCUUUGUGAAAGGCGACUUGGAUUCUCUGAUGAUGGGCAGUGGCAGUGGCCGCUUUGGGCUGUGGUUGGAUGGAGACUUGUACCGCGGGGGGAGCCACCCCUGUGCGACCUUCAACAAUGAGGUGCUGGCCCGGCAGGAGCAGUUCUGCAUCAGUGAGGUGGAGGCCUGGGUCCUGAGCUGA